This is a messenger RNA of Electrophorus electricus (electric eel), 4395 nucleotides long. Its product is annotated as myosin light chain kinase, smooth muscle-like. NCBI's taxonomy places the organism in Eukaryota, Metazoa, Chordata, Actinopteri, Gymnotiformes, Gymnotidae. Gene Ontology annotation, biological process: protein phosphorylation. The record is from RefSeq and is a predicted model, not a curated record. Gene Ontology annotation, molecular function: protein binding; protein kinase activity; ATP binding.
UGAGCCCUCAUCAGGCUUUAGCACCAGCAGCAAGUGAGCAGCAAGUCUCUGCAACUAAAAUGAAACAAACCUGAUGAAAGAAUGCAACAGAGGAGGCAGUCCACUGCACGGUGACAAACCCUCUAAUACAGAAACCUAGCUACGAUGGCUUGUGAAGGUGACAAGAAUAUGUAUGUAUCCACAUUUAGUCUAGUGCUGAAACCAGCAGCUCCAACAGUGCAGCUAAGGAGGAUGGAGAAUGGGACAUUAAUUGAACAAACACUGGCAGACAAAGGGAAGACAGAGCUGGACCAAGACAAAACCCAGACAAGAGAUGAGGGGUCAGUUGAUGUGAAGAAUAAAUAUCUUGAAUCUCAGAGCACAGACAAGAAGGAAGAAAAGAAGACUGCAGUUGCACCUAAAAGAAGGGCCUGCAGUGACAAAGGCCAUGGUGUGGUGAAGUUUCUGGACCCAGUGGACAAGGUGCAGGUUCGCUUGGGGGAGCGCGCUCAACUGUACUGCUCCUUCAGGAGCUUGGGACCUACAGCUUCCUGCUGGAUCCACGACCAAGAAAAGGUUGUAGUGAAUGGAGAGCGUACUCGUAUAGAAAGCAGCAGUAACCACAACAUCCUCACUAUCUCGGAGGUACUACCUGUGGACACAGGACGCUACUCUCUCUUUGUGAGAAAUCACAGAGGCACUUUUCAGCACACAAUCAUGCUCAGCAUCAGAGAUCGGCCUGAGCGUCCUGCCUCCUGUCCUUUUGUGUCGCAGCUGACUCCCAGCUCCUUGGUGCUCUCCUGGUGUGGCCCCAGUUACGAUGGUGGCUCGCCUGUCAUGGACUACGUGGUGGAGAUGCAAAACCUAGACCAGUCUGAGUCUGGUGACUGGAAUGAGCUCACCUCCCAGUGUAAGGACACCACGUAUCGGGUUACCUCGGGCCUCCAUCCACAGGGAGAGUACCGUUUUCGUGUACGGGCCUGCAAUGCCAUAGGGGUCAGUGAACCCAGUGAAGAGUCGGACUGCAUCAGCAUGGAAACUGCAGGGGAGCCACAAGAGGAAGAGACUCCACCAUAUGUAGAUUUUAUCAUUGACACCACCCACAAAGUCAAAGAUCACUACAACAUCCAUGAAAAAUUAGGAGUAGGGAAGUUUGGGCAGGUGUUCAGACUGACCCAUAAGGAGACUAGCCGGGUGUGUGCCGGAAAGUUCUACCGUGCGCCUGGGUCCAAAGAAAAAGAAGCUGCGCGUGGAGAGAUCGAACUGAUGAAGCAGCUGCACCACCCUAAGCUUGUGCAGUGUCUGGGGGCCUAUAUCAGUCGCUCUGAGAUUGCCAUGAUCAUGGAGUAUGUUGCUGGCGGUGAACUGUUCGAACGCAUCGUGGCUGAAAACUUUGAGCACACAGAGCCGACCAGCGUGCAGUACAUGCGGCAAAUCCUGGAGGGUGUCCAGUACAUGCAUCACAAGAGCAUCAUCCACCUUGACCUAAAACCCGAGAACAUAGUUUGCGUCAACUCCACAGGGACUCUCAUCAAGAUCAUCGACUUUGGCUUGGCCAGAAAACUGGAACCAGGGAAACCUUUAAGAGUGAUGCAGGGGACGCCGGAAUUUGUGGCACCAGAGGUGAUCAAUUAUGAGCCAGUGGCUCUGCCCACAGACAUGUGGAGCAUAGGGGUCAUUUGCUACAUUCUACUCAGUGGGGAGUCACCGUUUCAGGGAAGCACUGAUGCAGAGACACUUGCACUUAUAACUGCGGCAUCCUGGGAGUUCGACACAGAGUUUGAUGACAUCACAGAUGAAGCCAAAGACUUCAUCUGCAAGCUUCUGAAGAAGGAGAAAGGGGCCAGGAUGUCAUGUGAGCAGGCUUUGAGUCAUCCUUGGAUGCUCUCAUCCUCUCUUUCUCACCGUGGCACAAAAAACCUGAACAAGGAUAAAAUGAAGCGAUUCCUGGCCAGGCAAAGAUGGAAGAAAACGGGUAAAGCUGUGUUGGCACUGAAGAGGAUGACCAAUCUCUCGCACAGAUCGGAUGGUGCAGACUCUCCUUCCAGUUCCAACUCUCCUUCCUGUCCCAUGAGUGACACAGAACUGGGUACAGAGGCCUGUCAAGCUGUCAGGUCCCUGGAGCAGCAGCUGAGGAGCGAGCCGAGUUUCCCGCAGACCCCGCAUGACCUCACCGAGCCCUGCGGGGCGAAUGUGCAUAUGGCCUGUGUUAUCGAAGGUUACCCUGAGCCAGAAGUAGUGUGGCUGCUAAAUGAUGAGCCACUGGAAGAAACUGAGCGUGUGCAGAUUGAAUACAAGGAAGACGGCCUUUGCAUCCUCACCCUGUCAUGCAUACAACUAGAGGAUUCUGGGAUAUAUGAGUGCCAUGCCUCCAACUACCUCGGUGAGGCGCUGUGUUCCGCCCGACUCACUGUGCACAGAUAGAGUAAUGGAACACUCAAGCAUGCCAGACAGGGAGGGACAGUUAUAUUGUACGUUUGGUUUUAAUUUUGAGCACAGGCACAUCUUGCAGAUGGGUUCUGCAAAUGCAGACAAAGGAAAAUGUUAAACAUCUUGGCAUCAAGACCUCACAGACUCACAAAGCACUUAUUGCGCAUUAAAUACACCAUAGCACGAUUCACAGCUAUACUCAUGGUGGACUUUUCUAGGUGUGUUGCUGGGGUGCACCCACCAACCUUUCUGUAAUUAUGGGUUAUAGGUCCUAUAGUAAGAGCCCCCCCCCCCCCCGCUCAGUUUGUUCCUAUAAUAUUUGGUACUCACUUUCAGAAUGUUGAGCUUCAUAGCAUUUACUAUUUAAAUGGCUUUUAGACUGAGGUAAAUGUUUUAAAUCUAUGCUUAGACUUUACCCCAUACCAAGCUUGGUGAUUUUUAUAUAAUUUAAGAACUCAGUAUGUUAAUCUAUUCACUUUUUAUUUAAUAAAAAUCUUAUUUUUGGCUCUACCGUUUUGAGCUUGUUGGUCCUUUGUCCUUUCAUUCCACACAAAAUACUUCAUAUUGUAUAAUGAGGGUGAAGUCUGGAAUUGCCUGUUUUGAAAUAACUUUAUUUUAAAAAAUUGCAUGACCAUUCUUUACCUAAGGCAAUCUAUGCAUAUUUUAGCAUACUUUAGGUAUUUUAAGAUAUAGCAGAUUAAAUCUCGUCUGCUUCAGGAGACACUACACUGCUUGUCUUAAUCACUCAUUAAGUGGAUUUCAUAGCUUUAACAUGAUGCAACAUAUUAUAAAUCUAACAUUAAACCAAGCCAUGUCUCAUAAGCCUCACAGCAGGUCAAGGGUCAGUAACUAUAGUGGCAUCAGUUAGCAGACACAGGCUACCAUUAUGCUUUUAUUUUUUAGACAGGAUAACAUUUGCUUCCUGAGGGUAUUUAAAGGUUAUUUCUGACAAACCAAUCUAGUCAGUACCUGGACAAGUAUAAGUACACAACAGCCCUAGGAUCACUUGUGCGCUGUCUCUACAAGCAUUAACAAAAGGCCAGGCGAAACAGAACAGAUCCACUUUGGCACUCUUGCUUAGAAGUCAGGUAGAGGGGCAGCUAAAUUGCUUAUGCACCCAAUUCUGUACUUGUUCUUACUAGUAAAAAUAACCAAUAAUUAGAUUGUACAAGUAUCUCCUCACUUUAACUGGUGAACAACUGCAAAGUGACAAUUUUGUUGUAAAAUAAGGAUGUCAUAUUUGUAAUAACUGCACUUUCUUGCUCCCUUCUAGUACUAGGCAAUGGAGGUUUUUUUUAGUUCUUUCAGUCUGUCUAGAUGUUUAAUCAAUUCAUUUGACUGGCAUUAGUCCUUCUCAGGAAUUCUAUAAUUUCUAUUUUACAGGUCUUGUAAGUGCAUGAGCAUGAAUUGAAAUAACUCCCCCAUGACCAUAUUAAGUCUGUCACAGAGUUAUAGAAUAAAGACCAAAGAAUUUUAAAAUAAUGCAUGUGAAUGACUGGCUCACUUUCUCAAAAACAUACAAAUCCAAAAAGAACAGAUGAGGGGGAAAAAAAUAAUAAUAAUCAAGCAAUUCUAAAAAUGAUUUCACAAUAAAUAGGCGUAUCAAUCACCAUAUUGUUAAUCACACAAGUGUCUCUUAGCCCACAAAUAAGCCACAUCAGGGAACUGCUACACAAUCACUGCAAGACCACAGCCACUAAACACAGCAAUAGGCAUUUGUCAUGUGCCCUGUAAGUAAUCUCAGAGCCAGAGCAGUUCUACCUCUGUGGCCAUUCCCAAUCCAUUCCAAGAACCAAUGCCUGCUUGUACCAAUCUUUCAGGUUUAAACUCCAAUACUGGGUACAGUUCCAGGUGUAGUAUGAUGGUGCUGUCCAGUCCUGCUGCACCUACAGACAGCUUCUCAACUCCAAGAUCCAUUCAUGUAAACACCUCAACACUUGGGGUUUUCAGGUUUCACCUAGAAUACAGGUAAACGCCUUUCAAGUA